Vicia villosa (hairy vetch) is the source of this 759-nucleotide messenger RNA. RefSeq lists its product as uncharacterized. The transcript is spliced from 3 exons. The coding region runs from base 1 to 759 and encodes 252 amino acids. The record is from RefSeq and is a predicted model, not a curated record. NCBI's taxonomy places the organism in Eukaryota, Viridiplantae, Streptophyta, Magnoliopsida, Fabales, Fabaceae. Gene Ontology annotation, molecular function: zinc ion binding; nucleic acid binding.
AUGGUUGCAGGCAGGAAUGAUGACGCUAUUGCUGAGGCAUUGGCGAUGUUGGCUGGUGCUAUUGGUCAGAUCCCUCCAGCGAAUGCGGGUAACCGGAACAGGGAUGAUGACGAGUACCGUGCUUUAAGGAGAUUCCAGAGGAACAAUCCUCCUGUCUUUGAGGGUGAACAUGAACCUGAUAAAGCUCAAGCUUGGCUGAAGGCAAUUGAGAAGAUCUUUAGAGUUAUGAACUGUACUGAUGCUCAGAAAGUGCAGUUUGGUACUCAUAUGCUGGAAAAGGAAGCUGAAGAUUGGUGGAACAACACUCUUCAGAGGUUUGAAGAAGAUGGCAUUGAGGUUACUUGGGAUCUUUUCCGUGAUGUCUUCUUAGAGAACUAUUUUCCUGAAGAUUGUCGUGGGAAGAAAGAGAGUCGGAUUUAUGAUGAGGACAGUAGAGAGAGUGCUUCUCUCUACAAGAGUUUGAAAGGAAAGAAUCAGGAUCGUGGGAAACCGUAUGAUGACAAGAGGAAACAAGCUUGUUUUGGCCAGAAGCCAAGUUGGGGAGGAUCUUCUACUCCACUUAAGUGCUUCAAAUGUGGUGUUGAGGGUCAUAAAGCUGCUGAGUGUAAGAAAGAGGUUACUACUUGUUUCAAGUGUGGCAAGUAUGGUCACAUAGCUACUAAUUGUAGAGGUGGUUCGAAUGUGACUUGUUUCAACUGUGGAGAGAAAGGUCACAGGUUUUGGGAUCGACUUAGUUUGUCUUCCUUUAGAACAACUUGA